Pygocentrus nattereri (red-bellied piranha) is the source of this 1588-nucleotide messenger RNA. Its product is annotated as urea transporter 1. Gene Ontology annotation, cellular component: membrane. Gene Ontology annotation, molecular function: urea transmembrane transporter activity. Lineage: Eukaryota; Metazoa; Chordata; Actinopteri; Characiformes; Serrasalmidae. The transcript has 8 exons. The coding region runs from base 253 to 1383 and encodes 376 amino acids. The record is from RefSeq and is a predicted model, not a curated record. Gene Ontology annotation, biological process: urea transmembrane transport.
CAGAGAGACGCAAAUGUUAAAGAGCAAAAGAACAUAGUUAACAGAAAAGCAGAAGUGAACUGAGACAGAAAAGACGAGAGGGUCAAUGAAGCUGGAGUAAACAAGACAGACAGAGAGAAAGAGAGAGAGAGAGCAAGAGAGAGAGAGAGAGAGAGAGAGAGAGAGAAAGAGAGAGAGAGAAAGAGAGACAGAGAAACAGAGAGAGAGAGAGAGAGAGAGAGAGAGUAGGCUCAGCUGUAGUGACUGUUAAGAAUGUCCCCUGAAGAGAAGUCAUCUAAGCGGUCGGAGGGCCUGAGGCAGCGCCUGCUCCACAAACUGCUCUACUGCACCGGAGACAUGCAGCACCUCCACACACUCAUGCAGGACCAGCCAUUGUCUGUGCAGCUGUUGGAGUGGAGUUUGCGGGGUGUGUCUAGUGUGAUUAUGGUGGAUAAUCCUGUGAGUGGAGCUCUGAUUCUGAUAGCUCUGACUCUCUCCAGCCCCUGGCAGGCUGUGCUGGGCAGCGUAGGACUAUUCGCAUCCACAGUCACGGCCAUCAUCAUUGGCUAUGAGCGAGUGGAGAUGUCGAGGGGUCAGUAUGGUUAUAAUGGCAUGCUGGUGGCAUUGCUGAUAGGUGUGUUUAGCGCUGCAGGAGAUUGGUAUUGGUGGCUAUUACUUCCUGCAUGUCUCGCUGGAGCUACAACAACAUUUGUCUCCAGUGGUCUGGCCCCUGUUCUGGACCGAUGGGAUCUGCCUGUGAGUGUGUUUCCUUUCAACACAGUUCUGCUGCUCUAUCUGUCCUGCACAGGCACCAGUAACCCCUACUACCCCAACUACCCUGCCCAGCCACUGGGGGCACCACUGAUCAACAACAACACACAGCUACACAUGCCGAAGCUUCUGAAGGGUGUUGUGCUGGGAGUAGGGCAGAUUUAUGCCUGUGAUGUUCUGGGGCCCACAGUGCUUAUCCUUGGAGCCGUGCUGCUUUUCUCCCCCAUCAUGGCCCUCCACGCCUUGCUGGGCUCUGGAAUCGGCACACUUGCAGGUCUUUCUGUUUCUGUACGACAGGAUGCACUGUAUUCAGGAUUAACAGGCUUUAAUGGAGCUCUGGGUUGUAUGGCUGUAGGAGGACUACUGUUCACCUUGAACUGGAGAACUCAUGUCUUUGCUAUUAUUUGUGCUUUUCUCUCUUCAUAUGCAGACAUCGCCUUCAGCAAUGUGCUGGCAAAUAUGGGUCUCCCCUCCAGUAGCUGGGCAGCCACUUUGACUGUUAUUCUGAUGCUCUUAGUGACCGGACGAGCCCUCUCUUCAUACCGCAUCCAGUCUAGGCAAAACUCACCUGAACAGUACCUGCAAACUCCCAGCCAAUGGACUGAGAACAACAUAAGCAGCAACCUUGUUUGAUCACACACACACACACACACACACACACACACACACACACACACACACACACACACACACACCAUAUUCAUCAAAAGUUUCCACUCUGUGUAACUGCUCUGUUUAAGCAAAAACUGAUUGUGUCAUCACUCUGAAAAGUCUGAUAAAUGCAUCCCACGGGGUGUAAAAUUUGUUCUGCAAUAAAAACAACUCCUUAAAAUAGAAA